Molecule: messenger RNA, 1665 nt
Organism: Gamsiella multidivaricata
Lineage: Eukaryota; Fungi; Mortierellomycota; Mortierellomycetes; Mortierellales; Mortierellaceae
Product: Mis12 protein-domain-containing protein
Exons: 4
Coding region: 309-1649 (446 amino acids)
Biological process (GO): protein localization to kinetochore; kinetochore assembly; mitotic cell cycle
Cellular component (GO): nucleus; chromosome, centromeric region
Source: RefSeq, a predicted model, not a curated record
AGCAACCAGCGGCAGCCAGCCCAUGCCCGGACCAAUCUGGCCGACGCGUCUCCUGCACAGCACGCGAGCCCCUUGCGACCCCACAGCACGGUCUCGGACUUUUGCCGCCAAAAAGAAAAGAAAAAAAAGAAAAAAAAAUCUACAGGAGGUGACUGUCCCUCUUUGGCUCGCGAGUAAAAAACAAGACACACAGGCGCGACUUGCCAUCAACCAUCGCCUUUGAACAAAAAAAUCCUUCCAUCGCCCUUCACUCCUCCACCACUACCAAAAACAAAAAAAAAAAAAGCCAUCCCAUCAAGAGGAAAAGCAUGUCACACGUCCGAACUCAAGGGGGGCAACCGCGUAGCGGCCUUGCACCAACACGACAACCCCCGUCUUCAUCACUCCCCCUUCACCAACAACAACACCGCGCCCAUUACGAUCCCUUCUCCUCCACCACAAGACCACACCCCGCCGCCACUAACCCCUCCUCAGAAAGACUGCUCGCAUCACGUCCACCAGUGGACGGAAAACCGACAGCAUUCGGCGCUUCCAAGUUCUCCACUACAGGCGCGCUCCGUCAGCAACAACUAAUAUCAUCCAGGGCACCGCCAGGUUCAAGAUCCACAGCGGGAGCAGGCGCACCGCAAGUAAACGGAGAGACAAACAUGCAACAUGCAUAUUCAGGAGAUGCAGAUAUCCAAGCUCAGCUCCACUACCAGCAGCAGAUGUUGACCGAGCAUUUUGGGUUCUCGCCGUUAUCUUUUGUGGACGAUGUGAUCAACUCGGUCAACAAUAUGAUCUAUCAGGCGUCGAUGGCCCUGCAGGAAUUUGUCGAAGGACAAAUGGAGGAGCUCGUGGUCACAGAUCGGCUAAAGGUCAGGGAUUUCGAUAUCAAGGUCGAUACUGGCAAGUCCAUGCACAAGUUCGAAACGUUGCUGGAAGCUUCGGUUGAUAAGAAUUUCGACCGAUUCGAACUGUAUGCUCUGAAGAAUAUCUUUGGAGUGCCUGAGGACGUCGAUAUUGUCUUGCCGCAUUAUGAGGCCCUGGACUUUGGGAUCAGUGUCGAAAGGGAAGAACAACUGAACGAGCAGCUAGAGCUUCUUAGGCGGCAGCUCAUUGCAACCAAGGCGCUCAAUUUCAAGCUGAGGAAGCAACUUGAGAUUGAAGAGAAUCGACGGAGGCAGCUAGAAAAGUGUCGGGAGCAGAUUCGAUUCCUGAAGGACGUCGCCAAUGAAUACCCUGAUGUGACUCCUGUACCUCAAACGCUUAUCUUUGUCCGCGACAACAUUGAGACGCUGCACCGGCGCUUCGAAUCCCUCCACGAACGACUCUCACAGAACACCACCCGCGCCAACAGUUACAGCAGCAACGGCUCCUCCUCAACAGUUGCAGCCGCAGGAUCCGCACCACCGUCAACAGCAUCAAUAGCAUCCACUCCCUCAACCCCAUCGCCAUACCCGCCUCCAGAAACAGUGACACAGGUAUUGGCGGAUACGCUCGCAAGCAUGGAACCAGACAAGAGAAUGAUUUACAUCCGCUCCGUUGUGCGACGUCAGGUCCAGGAACAUCUGGCUUCGGACCCCUUUAUGUCGGCGGCUGUGGGCAGUUCGGGCGGAAGUAGUGGUGCAGGCACUAAUAUUCAGUUUCACGAACUAUUGACACCUUGAUGUCGAGAGAGGUUGU